Messenger RNA from Linderina pennispora, 1512 nucleotides. Its product is annotated as glycoside hydrolase. The record is from RefSeq and is a predicted model, not a curated record. The coding region runs from base 136 to 1476 and encodes 446 amino acids. Gene Ontology annotation, cellular component: extracellular region. The transcript has a single exon. Lineage: Eukaryota; Fungi; Kickxellomycota; Kickxellomycetes; Kickxellales; Kickxellaceae. Gene Ontology annotation, biological process: carbohydrate metabolic process. Gene Ontology annotation, molecular function: chitinase activity.
AUUUACCAGCUGGACUCUGGAGGAAAAGGCUAUCAUCGUAGGUGUAUAUAAACCGGUUUGAGCGAGGCCAGGGACGAACUUUGAGUUUCUACAGUUCCAGUUGUACUUUUACAUCCUAAUACCACACGCCUAAUCAUGUUUGCAAGACGCAUCAUCACUCUCUGCACCGCCCUAUUCUCGCAGGCGCUCGCCUUUAGCUCCAGCAGCAACUCCAACUUUGUUGUGUACUGGGGCCAGAACUCUGGUGGGUCGCAACAAUCGCUUGGCGACUACUGCCGGGAUUCUACCGUCGAUGUUAUCGCCCUAUCAUUCCUGUACCAGUUCCCUAAUACUGCCCUGAACUUUGCCAACGGCUGCGAAACCAAGUUCGAGGGGUCAGAUCUCCUGCACUGUCCGAACAUGGCCAGCGAUAUCAAGUACUGCCAAUCGCAGGGCAAGAUUGUAGUCCUGUCAAUGGGCGGCGCCACAGGUGCCUAUGGGUUCUCUAGCGAUGCCGAGGGCUCCAGCUAUGCCGACACGGUCUGGAACAUGUUCCUUGGCGGUAGUGCUGACAAGCGCCCGUUCGACGACGCAGUGCUGGAUGGCGUUGACCUGGACAUUGAGGGCGGAGCCACUGCCGGCUACCCCGCGUUCAUCAGCCAGCUGCGCUCGCACUUCUCGGGCAAGCAGUACUACAUCACCGGCGCCCCACAGUGCCCGUUCCCUGACGCCAUGCUUGGAUCAACCCUGAACUCAGCCUGGUUUGACAUGGUCUUUGUACAGUUCUACAACAACUUCUGUGGCCUGGACGCAUACCCCCAGGGCUUCAACUACGAUGCAUGGGACAACUGGGCCAAGACUCAAUCGGUGAACAAGAAUGUCAAGAUCUACAUCGGUGCCCCUGGCUCGCAGAGCGCUGCCGGCCGCGGAUUUGUCGAUGCAGGCACGCUUAACCGUAUUGUCAACGACAUCAAGCAAAAAUACACUAGCUUGGGCGGUGUCAUGACAUGGGAUGCAAGCCAGGCGCUGUCCAGCAGCAAUUGGGGCAAGUCGGUCUCGGCGAACUUGAAGUCUGGAGGUGGCGCACCGGCGCGCAGGAAGCGCACGACCUCGACAGGCCACCAGAUUAUGACGCGAGCUGCAAAUGUGACCAGCUCGGGCACUGAGAUCCCAGUUCGCAUUGAGGUCGUGCAAGGCAAGGACGCGGAUAGGUUUGGAUUCUCGGUGAAGAUACGGGCCCUUGAUGCGCCAAUGGGCAAGAACUGGGAGCUGAAGAUGCCACUGCCGGAUGGAGCCGGAAUCAGCGAUGCCCAUGCUCCCGGGUUUGAUACUUCGGUGCAUGAUGGUCACUUGAUAGUCAGAUCAGAUUCCGAUAACAACGCCAUCGCUGACCAGAAUAUGUCUAUCCAUUUGCACGUGGCAGGAAAGCUCGAUUCUGGCAUGUCGCGCAGGUUCGCACUGCCAGACCCUGCAAAGGCUUCACUUUUGUUCAAGUAAAGUUCAUGCCAAAUAAUAUCUACUAUCUACUAGUCA